Molecule: messenger RNA, 2584 nt
Organism: Leptonychotes weddellii (Weddell seal)
Lineage: Eukaryota; Metazoa; Chordata; Mammalia; Carnivora; Phocidae
Gene: FAM161B
Product: FAM161 centrosomal protein B
Biological process (GO): cilium organization
Cellular component (GO): cilium
Source: RefSeq, a predicted model, not a curated record
GAAGGGGGACUGGGUCAGGCAUCCGCCUGGGAGCCAAUCAGAGGCCAAAGUUGGAAAGGGGCGGAACCUGAUCGCGUAGCUAGUACCGCCACCGAAGCCAGCGCGUAGCCCGCCGCUGUCACCGCGGCCUUCGUCUCUGCGUCGCGGAGAUGACCAUCGGGAGGCCUCCGGGAGCCCCGGGCGGCGCUCAGGGGAGCCGUCAGGUAUUUCCCCCCAAGUCCUCCUCAGACUCGGAUACAGAAGAGGAGUUGUCUGGGGAUGGGCUGGUUUUGCCCAGGGCUGGCAAACUGGAUGACUUCCUUGGCCCAGAGGACUUGACGCUUUCUGAAUCUUCUGACUCAACUGGGAGCUUUUAUGAGACCCUGGAGGUAGUAAAGCAGAAAGGCAGGUGGUGCCUGUUGGAAUCCCUUUAUCAGUCUGACCCAGACAGUGGUGAGAACUUCUCCGAAGAUGAUGACGACCUGGAGAGUUUCUUCCAAGACGAAGGCAGGGGGAAGCCACAGGUCCAGUACCCCGUGUCUCCAAGGUGUGGCCCCACAAGGCGCUGCAGCUCGCUGAGCAGCCUUCCGUCCGACGACCCCAAGGGUCAGCCCCCGCCACCCUCAGGCUCCAGGCCUCCUUCGCAGCACAGAAGCCGCAGCUCCUGGGCAUCAUCCAUCACCGUCCCUCAGCCAUUCCACAUGACUCUGCGUGAGGCCCAGAAGAAGGCCCAGUGGCUGGCCUCCCCUGCCUCCUUCGAGCGGGAGAGGAAGCAGGCCCAGCGGCAGGGUCAGGAGGAGGCCGAGUGCCACCGGCAGUUCCGGGCGCAGCCCGUGCCCGCGCACGUCUACCUGCCCCUCUACCGGGAGAUCACGGAGUGCAGCGAGGCCCGCAGGCAGGCAGGGAUCCAGAAGAGGAAGGAACUGCUCCUCUCCUCCUUGAAGCCCUUCAGCUUCCUAGUGAAGGAGGAACAGAGAAAGGAAGCCGCUAAACAGAGGGAGUUGGCCGCCACAGCCAAGGCCAAGGUCCCCAAGCAGAAGGCCACCAGAAGGAUCCCCAAGUCCAUUCUGGAGCCAGCCCUCGGGGACAAACUCCAGGAAGCAGAACUCUUCAGGAAAAUUCGCAUCCAGAUGCGAGCCCUAGACAUGCUCCAGAAGGCCUCCUCCCCUGUCGCCUUCUCCGGCGGCCGGCCUGACCCACAGCCUCGCACAGCUACCCGAACCCAGCAGGAAAAGCUUGCGUUUCUGCACCCUGACUUUGGAUUCCAGCCUCGGGUGAAUCCUGCUGUCCCUGACUACGAAGGCCUUUACAAGGCCUUCCAGAGAAGAGCUGCCAAGAGAAGGGAGGCCAGGGAGGGGACCCGCAACAAGCCCUUCUUGCUGAGAACCAGCAGCCUGCGUGGCGCUCAGCGGCCCAGUGAUGCCGCCACGUCCGGAGGGAGGAGGGACUCUCCACAGCCACCAGCCACACCGCUGCCAAGGAGUCGUUCUCUGAGUGGCCUUGCUUCCCUCUCUGCCCACACCCUCCCUGUGCACAUCACGGACAUCACCAGGAAGAGGGAAUCUGCAGUCAGAAGUUCACUUGAAAAAAAGGACAAAGCAGAUGAGAGUACUCAGUGGUUGGAGAUGCACAAAAAGAAGCGUCAAGCGAUGUCUAAAUCCGUGACCUUGCGUGCGAAAGCCAUGGAUCCCCAUCAAAGCCUAGAGGAGGUGUUCAAAGCAAAGCUGAAAGAGAAUCGGAACAAAGACCGUAAAAGAGCAAAAGAGUAUAAGAAAGAAUUGGAAGAAAUGAAGAAGAGAAUACAGACAAGGCCGUAUCUCUUCGAACAAGUUACCAAGGACCUUGCCAGGAGAGCCGCAGAACAACGGUAUCGAGACACCCUGCAGCAGGCUGGGCUGGAUGAAGACUUUGUGAGGAACAAGGGUCAGGGCAGCCGGGUUGUACGAUGGCGGGAGCAGUCAGAAGUCCGUGACUGUCCCAGCACCCAUGAAACUACAAAACUCAGCACCAGAAAUGCACAGCAGGAUUUAGAAGAAUCUCUACAGCAGCCUACAAGCCCCAAGAAAGAACUGGAAGAGCUGUCUUAUGAAUUGCUAGAUAAUUUCAAAUCACUUGCUUAAUCAGUAACACUUAAAAUUACUGCUUUUCAGUAUUAACCAGCUAACUUGGGGUUGAGUCAAGGCAAGCAAAACUUGGCUUCUGAGUCAUGGCUACUCUUGGAGAAUGGGGAAAAGAGUAGUAGCAGGGGGAAAAAAAAGCAGAUGACAAACAGGGAAUGAAUGGUUUAAGUAAAUCAAAGUGAACAACCUCAGGGCAGAGGGAUCAGAGCUGAGUUAAGCAUUCUUGCUUUGUGCCUCCUACUUUAAAAAAAAGAGCACAAGCCCAAAUGCCUAACAGAGGCUAGUUAGGAAACAAAGAGAUCACAUGGGCUGGGUAUAAGAUAGUAGGAGACAGUAGAGACUAGUGUCUCUGCUAGAACACAGGCCCAGAACUGCCACAUCAAGUGAGCUUUCAACAGAAGCCAGAAAUUUGCAUGUUGGCAACUAAUUUAAAAAUUAUUUAGAAAUAUUGUGUGGGGUAGGAAGGGAAAAAUGAAGGGGGGAAA